UAUUCCGAAAUGGAAGAUAAAUAGGGUCAUGAUUAGUUGUGGAAGGGAAAAAACGAGAUAGCGAUAUGGCCUCUCUUGGAUUUUCGCUCUCAAAUGCCAGAUCAGUCUACCCACCGCUCAAAUUAGGGUUUCCUUCCAAACCUCAAAUCCCUUCCAUCUCCACUCUCAACUUCUCUUCCACCUUCAGAUGCAUAGGGUCUAGAAGAUUGCAAAUAAAUCAAAAGAAAUUGAGCGUUUCUGCUACAAACUCCAACUCUAGUGAUGGAAAAGCGUCUAAUGAAAAUGUAAAGGAAAGUAGCAAUGUUUCAAAGGGACCUCCUCUCCUUACUAUUUUGUUUGGUUUGUUGGUAUUUUACAUUGCUGUUCGGGUCAUUGGGUUCAUUGUAGUGUGGUUGGUAAGUUUGAUUGUUAAUGUGCCACCUCCAAAAUGAACAUGUUUGUUGCAAUGUCUUGUUGUAAUGUUUUGUUGUUUAUAUGUUAAACUGAUGUAUUAGUCCUUAUUGUUUUUCUUUGUUUA
Molecule: messenger RNA, 517 nt
Organism: Vicia villosa (hairy vetch)
Lineage: Eukaryota; Viridiplantae; Streptophyta; Magnoliopsida; Fabales; Fabaceae
Exons: 2
Coding region: 66-431 (121 amino acids)
Source: RefSeq, a predicted model, not a curated record